Molecule: messenger RNA, 1538 nt
Organism: Spodoptera frugiperda (fall armyworm)
Lineage: Eukaryota; Metazoa; Arthropoda; Insecta; Lepidoptera; Noctuidae
Exons: 3
Coding region: 87-953 (288 amino acids)
Source: RefSeq, a predicted model, not a curated record
GUUAGUUAGUAAAUAUAUACAAUGGGACGUAGGUUUCAGUAUAUAAAGAUGGCGGAUCCCCUCGUUCAUACACAAGGCUGUCAAAUAUGGGGCGAAUUACGGCAUUGGGUAUAAUAGCAUUGGUAGCGUCAGCGGCGGCGGCCCCAGCGCCCCAGUACUGUCCGUGCCUCCCUCCCCCCCUGCCCUGUCCGUGUCCACCACCAUGUCCCCCGCCCGUACCACCACCAUGCCCAUGCGACCCGUGCGCACCACCACCGUCACCAUGCGGCGAUGGUCCCAUCAAGGUACUCCUGCAGAAGAACAACGUCGCUGAACGUCUGACGGGCGCAGGAUUCCAAGCGAUCCCUGUACCUGGAGGGACCUUCUUCAUCAGUGCUUCCCCAGACGUGAUCAUCCAGCCUCCUCCGAUCCUGGUGCGACCACCGCAACAGGCGCCGAUCACACCACCUGCCCUAUCAGUACAACCACCACCGGUACCACCAGUGACUCCCCCACCAAUCUGCGUCAGACCUCCCCCACUACCACCAAUCACGCCCCCACCUGUUCUCGCUCGUCCCGGACCUGUCCCAUGCGUGCAACCUCCCCCCCUAGUGGUGAGAGUGCCCAAACCAGCUCCGAUUCAACCAGCGCCGAUCAGCGUCACCCAACCUCGUCCAGCACCGAUCAACCCACCCCAGAUCUGUGUAAGACCACAUAAGCCACAGAAUAUUCAGCCUCCUACGAUUUGUGUGUCGACCUGUUCACUGGUGCAAGGUCAAGGAGGUCAGGGAGGUUUGGGAGCUUUGGGAGGACCGUGCGGAUCACCUUGCCCGUGUCCAUGCCCGUGCCCGUGCCCGUGCCCGUGCCCGUGCCCGUGUCCGUGUCCAUGCGAGCCUCCCCCACCUCCACCUUGCGGUUGCCCAUGUGAACCACCACCGCCCUGCCCGUGUGACCCCUCCCCGUGCCCAUGCUAAACUCUAAACCGUAUUGGACUUAUUUCCAUUCAACAUCUACAUUACCUGGGUAUAACUUUCCCCGGGACACGUUUACUCGACUAGUGGCGAACUCUACUCAAGAAAGCAAACAUCUGACAGAUAUCGUUUUGACAGCUAACGUCAGAUGUGAUAGAAAAACACCGUUGUCAGAUUUUUGCGUACAUUGAUUACCAUCUUUUCUUUUGUAGAUAUAUCUACACUGAGUAUGUUAAAUAUCUUCAUAAGUUAUAUUAUAACAUCUAAUAUUUUGAGAGUAAACGUCACUUUGAUAAAACACCUUUGAGAAAAUAUAACCCAGUAAUGUAUUGUAUGACAGUUUUCACCAUUUUCUUGAUUAUUUUUUAAGAGAAAUAAGUCCAGGUUUUUUAGUUUUAGUAUGUAACAAAGAUCUCUGAGUUUUUACGACAAAUAUGGCGUGUUUAAAGGAACAUAUAAGGAUAUUAUAUAAAUAAUGUUACAAAUGCCCGUACCAGUUUCGAAUGCGUGUGUCUUUUACAAAUGUAUAUUUAGGUAUUUUUAUGUAUUUUUAUCAUAUUAACAAUGAUUAUACGCAUAUAUAUCAUA